AUGUGGUUCGAUAUAAAUCGAUUCCACCUUCUCGUUCUCCUCACCUGGCAAUUCUCCAUAUUCUUUGCUUCUCAACAGAUUUUCCCAAUUUUCUCGAACUAUGUUCCACAAUGGAAAUGCGGAAACGGAGAACCGUCAUCAGAUUGCGCAGUUUACGAAACAUGUAAAUCCAACUUAACAUUCGUAAACGUGGCAUUCAAGUCAGCUGCGAUGGAAUAUGAUUGGAUUUGUGGAAAGUCAGCAUAUCUAAAAUCUCUUUUUUCUCAAAUUCAAUUCGCCGGAGUACUUUGUGGAACGUUCUCGUUCGGAGCUGUUUCUGAUGUUGUUGGGAGAAAACCUGUCGCAGUUUUUGCUCUUUCUCUUGGAAUUUUGAUGAAUUUUGUGACUGGUUUGGCUCCAAAUUAUCAACUUCUUCUGGGAAUUCGCUUCUUUUUGGGUCUUUCCGUCGGUGGAACUCUUGUUGUUGUCUGCACAUUUGUCAUGGAAAUGCUUCUUCCAAAACAGAGAAUGGCACUUCGGGCGUUCUUUAAUUGGGGAGUUGCUCGACUCAUGAUGACACUGAUUGCAAUGGCUCUUCCAGAAUGGAGAAUUUCUUCGAUUGCCUGCGCAAUUGCUGCUCUUCCAGCUCUUUUGAUUAUUAUUUUUGUAUUCCCAGAGUCUCCAACAUGGUUACAUAAUAAGGGAAAAUUGGAACAAAUGAAAAGAAGUGAAAAACACAUUGCAAAAAUGGCUGGAGUACCAUAUAUUCCAGUGGAACAUCAGAAAAUUGAACAUUCCAAAACGAUUCGAGAAAUGCUCCAAACGAAAGGAUUAAUGCGUCGUCUGUUCGUUCUCUGGUCCAUGUGGUUCGUUGCUUCAAUCUGUGGAUAUGCAACUGAUCUCAAUUCGAAUACAAUCUCUGGUGAUCUCUUCGUCAAUCAAAUUCUUUUCUCCAUCCUCAUUGCUGUUUCCAAAAUGGUUCUUGUUAUUUUUGACACUCAUGUUCCAUCAUUCCGUCGACGAACUCUUCAUCAAGGAGCCCAACUUGUUGUUUGUUUGUGCUUCCUUCUUUUGACAUUCAUGACUUUCUAUGGAUAUACUGGUCUCGCAUUCCUGAUUGUCAAUCUGAUUGGAACUGUAUUCAUUGAGUAUACGUGGGAUGCCUGUUAUCUUUGUGCCGUUGAAAGUAUGGAGACUGCUUGUCGUGCAUCUGCAACUGGAACAUGUUCUCUUGUUGCAAGAAUUGGAGCUAUUCUUGCACCAAUGCUGAACUACGCAAAUCUGUGGUGGCCUCCAUCUGUCUAUCUCACCGUUGUACUUCUCGGAACUAUAAAUCUCAUUAUUUCAUAUUUCUUCUUGGUUGAAACAAAGAAUGUCAAUCUGGACAACGUUCACAUCGAUUCGUCUUCAGAAGAAGGAACACCGAUGAUUGAUGAAAAACCAUCUCAAAAAUCAGAUCAAUAG
Caenorhabditis remanei is the source of this 1443-nucleotide messenger RNA. RefSeq lists its product as uncharacterized. Gene Ontology annotation, biological process: transmembrane transport. The coding region runs from base 1 to 1443 and encodes 480 amino acids. Gene Ontology annotation, molecular function: transmembrane transporter activity. Lineage: Eukaryota; Metazoa; Nematoda; Chromadorea; Rhabditida; Rhabditidae. The record is from RefSeq and is a predicted model, not a curated record. The transcript has 8 exons. Gene Ontology annotation, cellular component: membrane.